Molecule: messenger RNA, 312 nt
Organism: Musca vetustissima
Lineage: Eukaryota; Metazoa; Arthropoda; Insecta; Diptera; Muscidae
Product: endocuticle structural glycoprotein SgAbd-5-like
Exons: 2
Coding region: 1-312 (103 amino acids)
Cellular component (GO): chitin-based extracellular matrix
Molecular function (GO): structural constituent of chitin-based larval cuticle
Source: RefSeq, a predicted model, not a curated record
AUGAAAGCUGUAUUAAUACUCGCGAUCAGCGUGGCUUUCUCUACAGUUCUGGGUGCCCCUCAACAAGAUGUACAAAUUGUGGAGUUGGAGAAUGACAACGAUGGCACCGGAAACUAUAAAUUUAGGUUUUCACUAUCAGAUGGAACAAAGCAGGAUGAAGCAGGCGAAUUAAAAGAUGUUCAAGGGGAAGAAGGACCAGUUCAAGCGGUUGUAAAAACUGGUUCUUACGAAUUUACAGAUCCCGAAGGAAAACUACACAGAGUGACGUACACCGCCGAUGAAAAUGGCUUCCAUCCUGUUGUUGAGAGUUAA